Messenger RNA from Mesorhabditis belari, 435 nucleotides. Lineage: Eukaryota; Metazoa; Nematoda; Chromadorea; Rhabditida; Rhabditidae. The record is from the annotation of a GenBank genome assembly.
AUGAAAAAAAACAAUUUUGUACUUCUUUUUCUCGUAUUUGGAACUGUUGAGGCUUGUAUUCGGACACAACCGCCAGUCACAACCACAACACCCAAGACAACGACACAGAGAACGACAACGCCAGUACCUCCAGUAUGCUCAAAAUGCUCAAAAAACACGGGCUUGACAAUCGAUCUGACGUCAGCUGGUGCAGAACCUUUCACCAGCAUAACAACCGGCACUGACGCGAAUGGAUGUUUUACUCAAACGCUAAGCUGUACAUCAACAGUCGGGAUAUCCACUAUUUCGUUUAAUCUCGAUCAAAAUGGAUCCAUCAGUGAUAAACCGACAGCAACGGUGACACUCGUUUGCACCGAUGACGGAACGGGCUUUCAGUUUACGCAAGCUGGAGUUACCAUUGAUGUUACCACAAUUGGAUGUUUUCCUGUUAAUAAC